UAAGAACUUUUCAGCUGAAAUUUUUUUCACAAACAAACCAUGCCUCCAGUAAGAGGAGUGCGGUCAUAUUUCACAAUUACCGGAAAACAAGCGCAAUGCAACUCGUGCGGAAAAAAGGUUUCAUUUUCGGGGAAUACGACAAAUCUAUGGAAGCAUCUCAAACUUCAUCAUAAAAUACUUCCAGAAACAAGAAUUCAGUGUUCGCCAAGUGAAUUGAUGCAAGAUAGUUCAAGCACUUCAAGUAACAGUGAAAGUUCUACGCGGCCUUCCAGUUCUACAAGUUGUAGCCCAACCCCUAGACCUUCAAGUACUUUAAGUUAUAACAUGAGCUCCAGAUCAGCCAGUCCAUCAUUUGGACAAUCAGAAAUAAUUAGUAGUCGUACAUCUACACCGAUGCCCAUUAUCCAACCUAAUUUGGACGCAAUGUUUGCGAAUGAAAAAUCUUUCAAAGCGGUAGGUGAGCGAGCCGACUCACUAGAAGAUGCUCUUUUGUAUAUGGUUUGUGUGGACAAUUUGAAACUUUCGACUCCUGAGAAACCAGGAUUUUUACAUUUUGCCAAGGUGGCCGUACCCCUGUGGACUCCGCCUUCCCGUUCAACCCUCACCUCUCGUUUAGAAGUUAAAUUCGCCGCGAAAUCAGAAAUUGUCAGGAACAUUUUGUCAAAAAUCCCAGCAAUUUGUCAAACGCUUGAUUGUUGGACAGAGCGACACACAACAAGUAGUUACUUGGGAGUCACUGCCCAUUUCCAGCUCGAAAUGGAAAUAAAUUCAGUCAUGUUGGGCAUUGAGCUCUUAACAAGUUCUCACACUUCAGAAUAUCUAACGGAACAAAUUUUAGAACUCUGUGGCAAAUGGGGAGUUUCUCCCAAUCGAGUCUCGAUUUGUGUAACCGACAGUGCCGCAAAUAUUGUAAAAGCAGCAAGAAAUGUAUUUGGUGAUUCGAAGCAUAUGCCUUGCUUUGCGCAUACUUUAAAUCCCUACGCUUUAGGAAAGACAGAAGGAACUAUGCUUCGUUUGAGUCAAGACGUCAUAACAAGGUGGGGAUCGACGUACGAAACGUGCGAAAAAUUUUUGGCAAUGGAAGAAAUAAUUUCUGUGGCCGCAACGAAAUUUCCAGAAGUUAAAAUGCUUUCUGGCUUAGAACUACAAACUUUGAAGUUCCUUCGCGAUAUCAUUCGCCCAUUCUAUCUUGCAACCAAAGAAGUGUCAGAAGAAAAGAAUACAACUCUUAGUAAGGUCAUUCCCAUUGUUCGAAUGAUUUCUGAUAAAUUACAAAACACCGACCUCCCUUAUAUACCUAACACAACAGGUGAGGAGACGAAAAACAUAGCUGGUAUACGCUCGAAUUUGAAGGCUUUUCUAGUUGCUGAAAUGAAUCGGCGAUUCGGCGAUUUAGAGGAAAAAAAAAGCCGUGCGCUUUAGCUACACUACUGGAUCCCAGGUUUAUGAGGUUGCAUUUUCAAAGUGCUUUGGCUUCUUCGAAUGCGCAACUAUUGAUUCAGGCCGAACUUGUAAAAAUUCUAAAACAAGAAGCCAACAAGGCUGCGGUUUUGGAGACGUCGAGUUCAUCCCUUAGUGGAGAUGAGACGGAAUCAGCGACCGAUGAAAAUCUACGGAGCUCGCAUGAUACGAUUUGGAGUAAUCGGCAUCCGGUCGACGACUUUUCAAGCGAGGCUCGCUUGAAGGCUUUUUUUAAUAGAAAUCCGGUACAAAGAACUUGCAACCCUCUGCAAAUAUGGGAAUCGAUUUGUCAUCAGUUCCCUCAUUUGUAUCAAUUAGCAAAAAUAUUUCUUGCGACAUUGGGGACCUCAGUACCAUCCGAACGCCUAUUUCCAUUAGCCGGUAGGAUAAUGUGCGACGAAAGUUGUCGUCUGACGUCUGAACACUUUCAACAACGAGUGUUCUUAUCAAGUUUGGAUACCGACUUUUGGUUUUUAUAAAAGAAGCAGUCUUAGUUCCUCAAGUAGUGAGAUGAUACCGUUUUUAAUAACUUCGCCAACGCAAACUUGUUUAAUAAAACUUAGCUAUAGCUUGUUAGUAAGGUAUUUUCACGAGCAAUAGAAAUGUAAAAAUAAAACAUGCUCUUGAUCAAAUGCAAAAGAUGUUUUUAAAU
This is a messenger RNA of Malaya genurostris, 2113 nucleotides long. RefSeq names its product zinc finger BED domain-containing protein 6-like. The coding region runs from base 40 to 1422 and encodes 460 amino acids. Gene Ontology annotation, molecular function: DNA binding. The transcript has 6 exons. NCBI's taxonomy places the organism in Eukaryota, Metazoa, Arthropoda, Insecta, Diptera, Culicidae. The record is from RefSeq and is a predicted model, not a curated record.